AUGGCCAGUGAUCAGAGAUUUGCGCGGACUGUGCACGCAGUGGCAGAGGCUGUGCAGACAUUUGCUGCGGGUACAUUCGACUUUGCGGAGAGUAUCAAGCAAAUAUGGGGACCGCAGGCUGAGUCGGAUGCCACGGAGGCAUCUGCUCCACUGCCAAUAGAUGGCAUGGAGGGUGUGCAGGUGCUUGAUGAUCUUCGGGAGAGAACGCCCGUGUCUCAGGAGGGUCAGCAACAUGCCAUUGAAUCUCAAAGUCCUCCCGCGUCUGUGCUUAUGCACCACGGGCAAUCGGAACCUCAGCAGCAACAAAUUGAUCAAGCCGAGCUGGCCGAUCCACAUUCUGUACUUGAUUUUGAUGCACCGGGUGAAUCUUCCCAGCAACCUGGUCGAAUCUGUUACGAGUGCUUUGGCCGCUGGCAAAGGCGCUGGCGAAGUGAAAGCGCGAUCCCGCCGUGCGAGCCGGUCCCAGGGCGGAAGACAUGCAAGUAUUGCAUUAGCAUCCAUACGACCUGUAUAAUGACUCCAUUGAGCAAGACAGGGGUGAUGAUGCGGUGUAAAAUGGACUUGGAUCUUGCUGCUCAAAAUGGCGAUGCAUCCAUAGAAAGGGAGCGAUUCUUGAAUGCGUUCUUUGAGGCAUCGGAUCUGCUGGAAAUGCCUCUAUCUCCUUCAAUUACGGAGAUCCGACAGCAACAAAUGAGAUUAAAGCGAGCCCAGCAGGAUAUAGAGGAGCAGCAACCUAUAUCCAAAAGACAGCGAACAUACCAAUCACGACACGAACCUAAGCUAGAGCGGAGGGAACAAGAUGACCAGCAAGUUGCGGAAGACGAGGUGUCUUCGCGGUCGUCGGCACGUUCUGACGAAGAAGACGAAGCAGAAGUGGUGCCAAACGAACUGUCAGCGAAUAGUCCGGAACAAUCUCCUCAUCAGCCAAAUCAGGUGACAGUGGACCGUAAGACGGAAUCCGGAGCCGUGAUUGAAUCAGAGGAAGAAUAUGAAGAAUCCAUGUCUUCGUCCGAGGAACAGUCCUCGGAAGCAGAAAUGGAGGACGGAACGAGCGAGUCCUCUUCCGAAGAAGACGAAGAAAUAGUGGAAGUGCUUGCAGUAAAGCCUUCAUCGCCAGAGCAAGACAAAGACACUUCAGAAGAAACGAUCCGACAAGAAGCGGCGGAUAACGAUUCAUACUCGUCUUCGUCGGAGUAUGGCUCUUCGGAAGAGGAAUCAGAGCAACCAUCACCUACGUUGGUGACCAAAUUCUCGGCCCAGCUGGCACAAACUCGGUCACCAAAACCAGCGUGGGUAAAACAGUCCAGGGAGACAAUUCAACACGAGGAAGAAGAGGAUGAUCAAUCAUACUCAUCUACGUCAGAAGUAGGGUCAGAUGAAGAGUCAGACGGGGAAGAGUCCGAAGAAGAACCGACUCCCAAAAAUGCCGCACAUCCAGUGAAAACGCAGGCCACAACCCAGUCAUCGCAUGACAAACCUGAAGUGAACCCCCAAGAAGGCAUUGAAUCAGAGGAAGAUGAUAGCAACUCAUACCUCUCUGCAUCCGAAGAUGAGUCCUCGGGAGAAGAAUCAUCUGGAGAAGAUACUUCGGAACAAGAAUCAGAAGAAGGAUCGGAGGAACAACCAGCAACAAAGAACCCGCCGGGGAAGUACGAGGCAAGGCCGAUAGAAUUGGUCCAACCGAAACACGAAGUCCGAAAAGAAGUCAAAGAAACGGUGGUGGAAACGAUAGAGAAAGAUGUCGAAUCUUCCUCUGGUGCAUCGUCAUACGAUACAUCGAGUGAUUCGCGCGAGGAGAUAUAG
This is a messenger RNA of Penicillium paradoxum, 1803 nucleotides long. RefSeq lists its product as uncharacterized. Bases 1 to 1803 code for a protein of 600 amino acids. Lineage: Eukaryota; Fungi; Ascomycota; Eurotiomycetes; Eurotiales; Aspergillaceae. The transcript is spliced from 2 exons. The record is from RefSeq and is a predicted model, not a curated record.